Molecule: messenger RNA, 967 nt
Organism: Paralichthys olivaceus (Japanese flounder)
Lineage: Eukaryota; Metazoa; Chordata; Actinopteri; Pleuronectiformes; Paralichthyidae
Source: RefSeq, a predicted model, not a curated record
AAAACUGUUUUUUUUAGAAAUUGCUCUGUUAUAAUGAAAUAAAAAAUAUCAUGAUUAAAGAACUAAAGAAGAAUAAAGAUAUCAUUGAUUUAACAUAGAGACAGUAUAUAAGACUGCGCUCUCUCCCACAAUGCACCGCACUGUUAUUGUCGCCUGUCCAACAUGGCGGCUGCGGGCUGCGUCUUCCACAGAACCCUGACUCGGUCCCGGUCCAGGUCCCGGUCCGGACCCAACCAGGAGUCCUCGUCCUCUCCCGCCGUCUGCAGGGACUUCCUGUCCGUGGUGGACCUGCAGCGCUACAGCAGAGACCAGGGCUCGUCCGUCUACUUCCCCCAGGCUGUCCUCAGCGGUGACGACCUGUAUGACAUCACGCUGACAGACGGCGACUGCAGGCUUCAGGUGACUCUGGAUCCUGGUCUGAACCGGCUGGUGGAGAGGAACGUCCUGCGGCCCGGAUCAACGCUUCGGAAUGCCACCUUCGCCCCCGCCAUGAGCGCUCAGCACCCAGCAUGCCCCAGGGCCUCUGCGCAGACGGACAGCUACAGACUGGAGAGCGUGGAGGUCAGAGGUGAUGAUGAGGACGAUGGAGUCAGGAGGUUUGAUGUGGACGUAGACUCUCUGCCCUGGUUUGGAGCCUCAGACGCUGCAGGUCCUCUGGUUCCUCUGAGAGCCAGCAGGAGCGUGUUCCUCCCUCAGUGGAACAAUGUGGACUACAGCGGGGAGGUGUGGAGGGAAGCCCCGCCCACUGAGGAAGAGGCGGAACAUGGAGACGAUGAAGAGGAGGAGGAAGGGCAACGACCUGCUGUGACAGUGUCUGAGCUGCGUGACUCCUUCCUGUCUGGUCAUCGCAGCGUUGCUAGGGGCGCCGUCCAGCAUCGUCUGAUCAUACGCAUCAUCAACAAGUCACACCUGAUGUAUUAUGGGAGAACUGACCGAAACUGUGAAUGUCCUUAUAAGGUCGGUGACC